Messenger RNA from Anolis carolinensis (green anole), 1814 nucleotides. It is a transcript of the gene cd84, whose product is annotated as CD84 molecule. The transcript is spliced from 8 exons. The coding region runs from base 203 to 1321 and encodes 372 amino acids. Lineage: Eukaryota; Metazoa; Chordata; Lepidosauria; Squamata; Anolidae. The record is from RefSeq and is a predicted model, not a curated record.
ACAAGCAGCCGCUCUCUGCAGAGCGUAGGAGCCGCUGAAGGCACCAAGUCUCAAUGAUGGUCCAUUAGCCGGUGCCAAUUAAAGCUGGCGGGCAAAUAAGCGGGCAGAAGACCCUUUGUGCCGGGAUGACAUGCCCUUUCGGGACCCCGAGAGACCUUUUUGAGACCCCCAAAGCGAGGCAGCCGCCGAAGCCGGGGAGAAGAUGAUGGAGAGAAAUCUAUCAGCUGGAACCAGCGGCACCGUCGGCUUGUUGCUCUUGACUCUUUUGGGCUUCUUGACAGUUGGCUUGUUUGGCCAGACUGAUGAGCCAAGGGCACAGCUAGCCGAGGACGGCCUGCUUGACCCUAGUUGGUGUGCAGAUAUCAUCGCCGGCCAGGUCCAAAGCCCUCCUCGCCGAGUGAAUGCGGUUUUGGGGGGCACGGCCGUCCUCUCUGUGAAUCUCGCACCCCGGGCCAAAGUCAGGGAGAUCGAGUGGAGCUACCGAGCCGGACCGGGACCGGCUCUCUUGGUGGCCGUCUUCCGGGAUGGGAAAUUCGAGCGGCCCGAUCCCGGCGACCGGUUCAAGCAGCGGGUGGACAUGUUCAACGAGACCCUGAGGAUCCGGGCCUUGGAGGUGAACGACAGCGGCAUCUUCGGUGCCCGGAUCAAACUGCUUCCGGCCAUCGUGGAAGAUCAGAUUUUCCAGCUGGCUGUCUAUGAACCGGUUUCGACACCCCGGAUCCAGAGCCAGCUGGUCUCCAGCACCCCGAAGUGGUGCAACGUGACGCUGCAGUGUCUGUCUCCCAGCAAAGGCCCGGUCAACAUCACCUGGAGGAAAGGCAACCCCAUCCGGGACCUGGGCGCCUCCGACCGGUUCCAGGUCUCCCCCGACGGCCGGACCCUCCGCCUCUCGCUGCUCCCGGCCUCCCUCAACACCACCUACUCCUGCCUGGCCAGCAACCCCAUCGAGCACAAGAUCGUCUCCUUCGACCUGCAACGCAUCUGCCAGAGCGGAGCCGAGGCCUCCUUCUCCAAGUCCGGCUACGUGGUGCUGACUUUUAUCCUCUUAGUGCUAAGCCUCGGGGCGGCGUUUUGGUGCUGGCGGCUCAACAACGAGAAGUCGGCGGAGGCAGGCACCAUCCCAACCGUCCAAGUGGAGGAGAGUCCCACAGACCCCCAGUACGCGGAGAUCCUCCGGCGGAGCCCCCCAGAAGGUAACACUAAGCCCCUAGGUCUCCAGGAAAGUAGUGCGGAGAAAAGCCCCCAAAAGGAAUGGCUCAUGACCACCAUUUAUGACCAGAUCCAAAGGAGCCCAGACACGCCGACCGAGGAUGUCACAUAGACCCCUGAAACCGGCCAAGUGGGAUUUAUCCAACCGUGAGUCCCACCUCCUCCUCCUCCUCCACCGCUGGGACGGAAGCGAACACUAUGUGCCAAAUCUGCAUCGCUUUGGAUGUUCCUACGAAGCCAACAAGAAAGUAUGGAAGCAAAGAGCUCUCCAAACAAAAUUUUUGCUCCCAAAGAUGCGCUAGGUCUUAUUUUCCGGGACUGUCUUAUUUUUUCCACAAAGACGAAUUCACAUUUAUGGUUGAAUUUUUAAAAAAAUGAAAAUUUAUUAUCUACCGUAAAGUAGUUGUCAUCACAAACCAGCAUAACCAAACUGAAUCCUUUCAAGAAUUUCUAUAUUUUACGGCUAUACUGUUUUUAAAUUACUCUUUUAAAUUUCUGUUUGUAUGUAAAUUUAUGUUGUUGUUGGGCUUCUCCCUGUGUAAGCUGCCCCGGGUCCCUUCUGGGAGAUGGAGGUGGGAUACAAGAAUAAAGUUAUUAUUACAAUA